Molecule: messenger RNA, 962 nt
Organism: Phytophthora sojae
Lineage: Eukaryota; Oomycota; Peronosporomycetes; Peronosporales; Peronosporaceae
Exons: 4
Source: RefSeq, a predicted model, not a curated record
CAAGUUCACGUGCUGGUGAAGGUCCCGGAGCAAGAACACGCACAAACUGGAUUGUGGCUUGUCACUGGAUCCGUUGAAAACGCGUUGAUCACGAAAGGAAUUCGCUGCAAACUGUACUGGAUGGCGACGUUACGCAUUGGAUACUACGAUCCUACGCGCUGCAUCGGCAACAAGAAUGUCGCGUUUUGGUAUGAAGACAAGAAAUUGUGUUUUCAUGUUUUAUUCGAGACAAAAGAUGCUGCUUUGCUGUUCGAAACUGACUUGAGGACUGGGCCACAAACGCUGGGCUCUCCGUUAACUAACCAGGUUGUUGAGACGCGUGUUGCACCAGCUAACGCUGUGUCUACUGAUCUCCAGCGCGUCUUCUACUGCGACUACGUUCCAGACGAUUCGGAAUCUCCUCAAAACGAUAUCUUUCGUUUUCAGCGGAUUGAGCACGAGAAGUUCUUCCUACCGUACGGCAAGGCAGAAAGCUGCCAUUUGGUGUCGAGAAAGCAAAGCAGAGACCACAAACGGGAAUUCGCCAAGUACGAUCGCGACUCAAACAACAGGCUUGCGCUUUCUCGCGAUAUGCAUGGUUGGUUCGACGGUAUGAGCAUUGAGGUUCCCAUCGUUAACAUGCUACCCGGAUCUGUUGAAGAGAAUCAAUCCAUUGGCAACAGACGCAAGGUAGAGGUCUUCGUGAAGGUUCUGGAUGCUCGGUGCACAGAUCGCGUUUUCAGUCGUUUGAAAGGAGGAUCAACCACGACGGACGAUCCGCUCAUGAUGAAGACGUUUGUUCACGUGGAGGAUCCAGAAACAUUUUGUUUGUGCAUGAGGUGGAAGCACGACGACAAUGCGGAGCGUUGGAGAAGCUUUUGGGAUAUGACUCCUGCGGUCGAUUGAAUGGAAUAAUGUGGCUCCCGAGUUAAAUACUUCGAAGUAGUAUUUGAUUUCUUGACAUACCGUAAUCUAGGUGUCAA